AUGGAUACUGUUGAUGAAGCGACGGAGACGCCAGAAGUCAAGAAACUUGGCCGCCGUCUGGUGCUCUGCUUUGAUGGCACCGGUAAUCACUUCAAGGGCAAUGAAUCGGACUCCAAUGUUGUAAAGCUCUAUCAGAUGCUAGAUAGACACGACAAGCGGCAGUUCCACUACUAUCAACCCGGCAUUGGAACAUUCAAUGUGAACAUGUCCAGCAGCAUAACCAUAUUCGGACGCAUGCGCUCUAAGAUCAGUGAAAUCAUCGACAAAGCGAUAGGCACAUCUUUUGAAUACCAUGUUUCCAGCGGAUACCGGUUCUUGAUGCGUUACUACAAACCCGGAGAUGACAUAUAUAUCUUCGGCUUUUCGCGAGGUGCCUACACGGCCCGUUUCCUGGCCGAGAUGAUCGAACAUGUCGGCUUACUUUCCAUGGGUAACGAGGACAUGAUUCGAUUCGUGUACGGGGCGUUCAGCAAGUGGCAAACCAUUCGGGGAAAGGCGAAUAAAAAGCCCAAGGAUAUUGAGGUGGAGGAUUACCUGCAGAAGCUGAAGGUGACUUUCUGCCGUAAGGAGGUCUGCAUCUUCUUCUUGGGCCUGUUCGACUGCGUCAACAGCGUCUCAACUCUUGAAAUUCCGUUCUCCCGCAGGGAAUACAGAUACUGCGCUCCAUCACCGGCGAAACAUGUCCGCCAUGCUUUGUCAAUCCACGAGCGACGUCUCAAGUUCAAGCCAGCCCUUUUCACCUUUGAAUCAGAGGACAGAGAAGCUUCAGUCAAGGAGGUGUGGUUUGCGGGUAACCACUCUGAUGUCGGCGGUGGUUUUGCCUAUGAGAACAAUGCCCGCUUCCUUUUGUCUGAUAUUCCCCUGGCCUGGAUGCUGGAGGAAGCCCUGUCUGUCACAGAUGCUCCAGCCGGGCCCUUGACCUUUGACGAUCAGCACCCCGAAGCCUUGAACCGGCUCAAGACCAUCGAGGCUAUCCUCGACAGUGAGGGUGAACCCAGGGUUGCUGGUGCCUCAGGGGUUGUGCCUGAGGCUGAAGUGAGCCACUUCAGACACCAUGACUCUCUCAUCAUCGGUCGCGGCGCCGAGUGGCAUAUGACCAUCAUCUGGUGGUUCAUGGAACUGCUGCCAAUCUUCACUCGUCUCGAGCUGGAAAACCACGAGUGGAAGCCUCGGUACUGGCCUCCCAACUGCGGUGCUCACAGAGACAUCCCGACCGAAGCAACGCUGCAUCGCACCGUCGAGAAGAUGCACAAGGCAGGUAUACUAAAGAAGAUGCCAAAGCUGGGAGGCGACAAGGCGCCGCUACUGAACGACCCCUUGAUUGUGCCGCGGUAUAUCGGCAAGCUGCUGACAUUUUGGAGAUGA
Molecule: messenger RNA, 1365 nt
Organism: Trichophyton benhamiae CBS 112371
Lineage: Eukaryota; Fungi; Ascomycota; Eurotiomycetes; Onygenales; Arthrodermataceae
Exons: 4
Coding region: 1-1365 (454 amino acids)
Source: RefSeq, a predicted model, not a curated record